This is a messenger RNA of Paramecium sonneborni, 618 nucleotides long. The record is from the annotation of a GenBank genome assembly. NCBI's taxonomy places the organism in Eukaryota, Ciliophora, Oligohymenophorea, Peniculida, Parameciidae.
AUGUUAAAAGCACUCUCUACAUUCUAUCUAAAUCGAUAGACACCAAUUGCUUAAUUUGCUAAAUAAAUCACAUUCGAAAAAUGGAAUGUCAUCAAAGGCGAUAAAGUUGUUAUAGUCUCAGGAAAGGAUUAAGGAAAAACAGGAACAGUUUUAAGAGUUUAUCGUCUAUCAAAUGAAGUGCUUGUUCAAGGGAUCAAUUAAAAAUUCAAAAGAAAAUCUUUAUUAGAUGAUCCAUCUGGAUCUGGUAUUCAAUAAAUUACAAGACCUAUUCAUCUAAGUAAAGUUGCACUUAUUGAUCCUGAAAAAGGAAAACCAACUAAAGUAUACAUUUACGAUAAAAUUUUCAAAAUAGGUUUAAAGAGGAUUUUUAGAGGAUGGUACACCAGUGAGAGUAUCAAAAUUAAGUGGAUCUAUUAUUCCAAAAAUUGUAGAUCCAGCUAAAUCACCAGCACAUAGACAUAAGAAUAAGGUGGAUGGAAUAAAAGAUACAUCACCUGCUCUUGCUUUAUAAAUCACUUAUAAAGGAGAAGAUUUUUCUGCAAUUAAAGCUGAAUUUGAAUAAUUCAUUGCUGAAAAAGAAAGAAAGGAAUAAUUGUUGUGGUUUGAUAAGUGAAUAUU